CUUCAAGCUGCUAUGGAAAUCCGAACACACCCCUCCAUUAUACUCAGUUGUCUGCUUAAAUUGGAAAGUUUCAGCAGAUAAAGAGUUAAGAAAAGCAUAAGGUUUUUUCCACAUCGUUCACAGUGCUGUGAUAGCAACCCAGAGGUUAAAGCCAUAGAAUACUAUUUAUAAUCAGCUACAAUGUAGUUUCUACAGAUCUCAGACUGGUUUUUACUUCCUUAAAAGGCUGCGUCAGAGCAAUGACAAAACAAAUCCGGAGAAGCUGAAGCUUUCUUUCAUUAUUACAUUAGAGGACAUUGCUGCUUCUGAAUAUUAAAGGGGCUACUGCAGAACAAAUAUAUUAUGCAGUUAAGUGAACUAACCAGUAAAUGAAAACAUUUCAUGUUAAUAUUUAACUGAUUUCACAUGACGUUUCCACAUAAGGAACAAAAUGAAGGACUUAGCCUGAAUUUUCCCCGAAGGACAAUGGAUUACACAUGGGAUUUCUUUAUUAAAUUCUGCUGCAAAUGUCUGGCUUCUCUUGUACAAGGCCUGCGUGUUCAGUGCAUACUGAAGAGUACUGCUGACUGACGCACAGUUAGGGCAUAGAAGCAAAAUGGAUGAAUCUUCCAUCUAGUGUUCCAGAAAAUGGAUUAAUGUGCUGAAGGGGAAAAAUAAGACAUUCUUCCAGCUUGAAAUCCUGUGCUCUCUAGAAGGUAUAUAUCCUAUGCCAAAUACUUCACGGAUAAGGACUAAUGACUUGGGAGACUGGACUGCUGUAAUUUGAACUAUGUUUAAUUGAACUAUGGUCAGAAGAAAGUUUCUAGAGAGCAAAAAAUGAACCAACUUGAUGCAACAAAAUCAGGAUUUUUAGUGUGCAUUGGCCUCUGUAUUUUCAUCUUCACUUUUAUCUAUGUAAGAAACACAUUUUCUAAGGUACCAAGUGAACAAAAAUCCUUCCCAGAUACAGCAGAAUGUGGUGUUUAUCCAGAUGAACUUUGUUCAGCGCUUUUUGAGGGGAAAAGUGCUGCACCUCAAAUUGGAAGUGUGUGUCAGAUUAUUCACCAACCUGAAAUGCCUGACUGCAUACGGACUCCAUGCAAUUGCUCUACAGUCUUGAAGAGUCUGCAUUUUAUAACAAGACCACUAUCUGAAGAAGAAGGAAACUUCUCCUUGGCAUACAUCAUCACAAUUCACAAGGAGUUAGAAAUGUUUGUGAAGCUACUCAGAGCCAUUUAUCUGCCUCAGAAUGUUUAUUGCAUACACAUAGAUGAAAAGUCACCACAGGAUUACAAAACUGCAGUGCAAAACCUAGUUAACUGCUUUGAAAACAUUUUUAUUUCAUCAAAAAGAGAAAAUGUUGUUUAUGCAGGAUUUUCAAGAUUACAAGCUGAUAUUAAUUGUAUGAAGGACUUAGUUAAUGCCAAAACUCAAUGGAAUUAUGUUAUUAAUCUGUGUGGCCAGGAUUAUCCCAUCAAAACAAACAAAGAAAUUAUACAGUACAUCAAAAGUAAAUGGAAUGAUAAAAAUAUUACUCCUGGGGUGGUCCAACCUCCUCAUAUGAAACAUAGGACGCAUCUUAGUUACAAAGAAUAUGUACAUUCAGGAACAUCCUACGUGUAUCCAACCAAGAAUAUGAAAGAUGAUCCUCCACAUAACUUAACUAUAUAUUUUGGUACUGCUUACUAUGUACUCACUAGAAAGUUUGUGGAGUUUACACUGACCGAUGUACGUGCAAAAGAUUUGCUUGAAUGGUCAAAGGACACAUACAGUCCAGAUGAGCACUACUGGGUCACACUGAAUCGUUUAAGUGAUGCUCCAGCUGCUACACCAAAUGCACAGUGGGAAGGAAAUAUACGAGCUAUUAAAUGGAAAGAUCAAGAAGGAGUUGCACAUAAUGGCUGCAAAGGUCAUUACAUCCGAGAUAUUUGUGUCUAUGGACUGGGGGAUUUACAGUGGAUCAUUGAAUCACCUAAUUUAUUUGCCAACAAGUUUGAGCCCACAACAUAUCCACUUGUUAUGGACUGCCUAGAGAGACGCUAUAGGCUUAAAGUACUGCAGCAAGCUGAAGUCCCACUAGAAGCCCACUGGCAUUUUCAGGAAAGUAACUAUUUUAAUAUGAAGUUGAAUGUUUGAGCCUACUGAACAUCUAAAAUAUUGAGGAGAAAGAAUGGGAAGAAAUUAGCAACAUGUCUUUUAAAAGUGCAGACUUCUUUAUAUAAAUUAUAUUUAGGGAAGGUGGUAUCAUCAACCCAGCUCCUGUUCUGUUGUUCACCAACUACCAUCUCUGGGAACUACAAACUGUAAGAAAGUUCCUAUCGGUAUUAAGAAAUCCUUAAUUAUUGAAUAGAGUACACUCACGAUUACUUCAGUACAGACUGCUUUUGAGAAAGUUCUGAAGAAUAUGGACAAAAAGAUCAGAAGACAAAUUUUUAAUAAGGAAAGAAGUGACUUUUUUCCCUAUACCUGAAUAAACUACCAUAUGAUUAUAUAUGAGACUUAUCAAAGAGAAGCAGAAAAUUCAAGCUACUCCUUAAAAUGAUUCAUUCAAUGGGGGAAAUAAUUGUUUCAUAUGGCCCUGAAGAAAGCACCAUUCAAGUUGCUGAAAUAGAAAAUAAGAAGCACAGAUUGAACAAAGACAAAAUAUUAAGAUUUUAAAGUUAAAUUAAAGUGAUGUCUAACUAUAUGUCCUAGUAAGUAACUUAUUUUGAAUCAAGGGAGAAGUUUACAUUAUGUACAGUAGUCUUAAAGGGACAGUGUAGGUUGAAAACAUUCACUAAGUUGUUUUUUUAACCUAAUAGAGUUGCAAGUAACACCUAAAUUUCUAAAACUGAAAGAAGUCAAGUGAUAUACAUAUAUGUGUGUAUUUUCUCAGUUUAUUUUGUGUAUUUGUCAGCACUUUGUAUAUAGUCAAUUUCACUGUUUUGUUGAUGGCCUGUUACAUUUCCUGGCUCAUGCGCUAGCAUGGCAACAUCACUUAUGCACUGCUCCGGUGGAAGCUUACAUGCAUAUUUUUCACUGGAGGGUAUUUAUCAGUAGCAGAGCUGCUAUUAGUUGAGUUUGGAGCUGGGGGGACCCUUUUCCUGGGAUCUCUGAAUGGAACUGGCAAACAAUGGGAGCAUAGACAGGGCAAGAAGGAACAGACUGUACUUGGGGUGGGGAGCAACUGGAAACUGGGCAACAGGCCCAUUCUUCCAUUCCACAGGGUAUGCAGGUAGCCCACUUCUUUCCAACACCUAUACAUAGCUGUAGAGUUCAGAAAAUAUCUAGCAGCAUACGAACAUGCACACCACCUCCAAAUCCAUUUGUGGAUUAAAGGAAGCACUGUUCUGCAUCAGGAAGGUGGUGGCCCCAGCCAGACCCUAUGAACAACCAACAAACCAGAGGCAAUAGCACAAGGAUUCCGCAUAGGGUUGGGCAAGGACUUGUCUUCACUUCCCAGAACCCCUCUACUGGUUCUGGGGAACAAAGCAGUUCUUCUCUCCUUAAGCCUCUCCUGGCAGGCCUUACAUCAAUCCUGCGCUGAAAUGACCGGUAGGAGAGUGGGGCACAACCACAUUUGGGUGUUGGUGUUCUCAGGCCAGCCCACUCUCCCUUGAGCAAGAAAUCCAUAUAAGCAUCAGCAGAAGAGGAAAACAAUUCACACUAUAUCACUGAUGAAAGGGGACUCACAGAGAAACUUCCAUUUUUUGGGGCCACUUAAAAAAAUCCAAGUCAUCAGUGUUCCUGAAAAAAAAAUGUGUGCAGUGGAACCUCAUUCCCACGACCCCAAAUACACUCCUAUAUUUCCUAGAAGUGAAUUUUGACCUAAUACAGACUAUUAUUUAUACAUUGCACAUUUAGAGACUUCCAUCUAGAUACCAUUUUUUUCUAUGGCUGCCAAUGGGUCCUGCUUCUUGAAAAUUUUAGAGGUAUUCAAUAGACCUUUGCUGUGCUCUGCCAUUUAUUUAUGUAUGGUAUUUAAUGGACUUCUGCCAUGCUUUGCCAAGCACUUUUUAAAAUAAUCUAAUACCACUCUCUGGAGUUCCUUUUUCACUCAGUCUGAGUCUCCCCAUAAAAUUUCUCUGGGGGAGUUCAUAGGGGCCGCCCUUAAAUUUAACCCAUUCUCCAGCAUGGUAUUUAUUUCUUCAUAUUUAAAUUCUUAAACCCUUUUAAAGCCAUUUCCCUAAAUGCUAGCUUAUGACCCCCACACUAAUGGGUGUAUACAUUACAUACUCAAGACGAGCGGAUUCAAGUCAUGGCACUACUGUUUUGGGGUUCCCGCAAGACCUCUUCCACUAGGUUCCCCAAGAACUCAGUUCAACUCCAGUCUCAUCACUUAGCUUCCCUUAUCAGGAGUACGGCAAAGCUGCGUGGAGUUGAUCAGACUCAAGUGUCGGGGUGGAUAUAGGGCACACAUCCAGUUACUCAGCAAACCUCCUCUUUUAUUUAAAUUUACCCAUUUGCACUGCAUCUUACAUUUUGGGACUGGCUUCGUCACUUUGAAAGAACCAAUCCUUAUACAGCAUGCACUGUCCGUGCACUACUUACUUUUUACCUCAUUUUAUGUUCCAGGCUUACCUUAUCCAUUAUUAUCUUGUCGGUUGUAAAUGGUUCCCUGGGUGUUCCCCCUUAUCUUAGCUAGUUCAGACAUUCUGUUUCCAGCUUGCUGAUCCAUUUCCUUCCUUAAUCCUGUCUCCCAACAAAUAAGGCCUCACCCAGGUCCAAUUACUCAUGUCAAAUCAGACCUAUACCUGUGAGGUAGCAAAGUAUUAUUCCCCUCUUUCGAAAUGCAAAAACUGAGCCACAGAGAGGUUAAGUGACUUACCCAAGGCCAAAGCGAUUUCCCUUCCCGAGGUUGAGUGUGGAGCUGAGCCAUAUUAUUGAACGGUUUCUUGGCAGCACAGUUUAUUUGAAAAGAACUUUAACAUAAGCACUGAGCAUCUGUUUCCCUAUUUAUUUAGCAAGUCAAGAAAUUCAACCUCUGCCUCCAUAAUUAUCCAUGGUAUAAAAAGAAUCAGCAUACAACUUAGUUAUUUAAAAAUACAUUGCAGCAUAACUUUUAUGAAUGUCAUGGUUUAAAGUCACAGGGUAAACUAGCAAAUGCCUUUUCUCAAGAAAAUUCAUCAUUAGAGCAUUUUUCACUUUGUUUAGACUGAUUGAAAACUAGGGAUUUUGUUACGUGCAUCAGUCAUAACAAAAUUAGCUUUGAACUUUCUCUUUAAACACCAUUAUAAAACAUUAAGCGUAUUUAUCUGUUCUGCACAAAUGUUUUAGAAAAUAAAUGUAAUGAUCACAAUCAUUUUGUUAUAAGAGCCACUAUAAAGGACUCUGUGUUUAGCUUGCACGUUAACAACCCAAUCUGCCACCCUUAUUCACAAUAAGAAAUAUCUUUCUCCAUAAUUAAUUAAAUUAGUGGUUUACUUGUGUAGCAAGGAAUCACUUAACGUGUAUGAAUAGCAGAAUCUGGCCCUAACUGAAUAAACUAGAGAAAAAAAAUCUUAGUUUACAGCUGUCAUGUACAUAAAAAGAACCUCUUGUUAAAAUAGUAUUAAGGUACGAUUUAAGAAUGGGCAAGCCAAGAAGUUCAGAGUUGAGCCUGAUCCUUCCUUAAAAUAGCUCUUCUAUAUUUUAUAUAGUUUUAAUACAAAACUCUACAUAUAAAAAAAAUGGGGGGAGGGCAAGAAGUCACCCAACGUCAACACAAUGGGGCAGUUUAAGAAAAACAUUUCAUCCCUAACUCUGAUUUGGCACAACCUCGUUAAAGUAAAAGCCUUAACAAUAUUUCAACAACAAUUUAAAAACAAGUCAUUAAUGUGACUAGGAGCUGAGAACAGCAUUAACAUAUAUUUAUGGAAAUUUAUUAAACGCACAUUGUUUUUUACCAGCAAGUUGUUCAGGGGUGUCUCAUGUCAAUCUGCAUUUACUGACUUUUAAAAACUGUUGACUCAAUAAACUUCAAUCUAUCAUGUCAAUGUGAUUAUGUACAAAGUAUGCUGCAUAACGUAUCACAGAUGCACUAAUUCUAUGGAUGAAAAGCAUUUGAAACACUUCUGAAAGUUGUUGCACAUGUGCAACAGCUGUGUUUCCAAGAUAAACAUAUUUGUGUAUGUGUAAAAGGCAUUAUUUCAAAUACAGUACUAUAGCAAGAGUGUAGUAAAAUCUGUUGAAAAUGAAACAUUUUCAAAAUAAAAUGUUAAAGAAAUGCAAAA
This is a messenger RNA of Terrapene triunguis (Three-toed box turtle), 6170 nucleotides long. Its product is annotated as beta-1,3-galactosyl-O-glycosyl-glycoprotein beta-1,6-N-acetylglucosaminyltransferase 7. Gene Ontology annotation, molecular function: acetylglucosaminyltransferase activity. The record is from RefSeq and is a predicted model, not a curated record. The transcript has 6 exons. Bases 817 to 2115 code for a protein of 432 amino acids. Gene Ontology annotation, cellular component: membrane. NCBI's taxonomy places the organism in Eukaryota, Metazoa, Chordata, Testudines, Emydidae.